Molecule: messenger RNA, 1075 nt
Organism: Brassica oleracea var. oleracea
Lineage: Eukaryota; Viridiplantae; Streptophyta; Magnoliopsida; Brassicales; Brassicaceae
Product: vesicle-associated protein 1-1-like
Exons: 8
Coding region: 127-849 (240 amino acids)
Biological process (GO): endoplasmic reticulum membrane organization
Cellular component (GO): endoplasmic reticulum membrane; plasma membrane
Source: RefSeq, a predicted model, not a curated record
UAGCGAUGUCACACUCUCUCUCGAUCUCGGUUAUCGAUCGACGACUGAACCGGAGACGUCGUCACGGGACGAAUUUAAUCGCCGGUAAACUCAAAAUCGAAUUGGAUCUCCGGCGAUCUGAUCGCAAUGAGUAACAGCGAGCUUCUCAACGUGGAGCCUCUCGAUCUUCAAUUCCCUUUUGAAUUGAGGAAGCAGAUCUCAUGCUCUCUUUACUUGACGAACAAGACGGACAAUCAUGUAGCAUUCAAGGUUAAGACAACGAAUCCUAAAAAGUAUUGCGUAAGGCCUAACACUGGAGUUGUUCUUCCGAGGUCCACUUGUGAAGUUCUUGUGACCAUGCAAGCUCAAAAGGAAGCUCCUUCGGAUAUGCAAUGCAAGGACAAGUUUCUACUUCAAGGUGUGAUUGCUAGCCCUGGUGUCACGGCCAAGGAAGUCACUCCUGAGAUGUUUAGCAAAGAGGCUGGGCAUUUAGUUGAGGAGACUAAGCUGAGGGUUACGUAUGUUGCUCCACCACAACCACCAUCACCGGUUCAUGAAGGUUCAGAAGAGGGUUCUUCUCCACGGGCUUCUGUUUCUGACAACGGAGGACAAGCUUCUGAGUUUUCUUCUCAGAGAUUUAUAGCAGCGGACAAGGUUGAACCUCAAGAUAACACAUCUGAGGCAAGGUCUCUCAUCACAAAGCUAACCGAGGAAAAACAGUCUGCCAUUCAACUAAACAACAAACUUCAAAGAGAACUGGACCAGUUGAGACGUGACAGUAAGAGAGGCCAAAGUGCUAUGCCUUUGAUGUACGUUCUUCUGGUCGGACUAAUCGGUCUAAUUUUGGGAUACAUUGUGAAGAGCACAUAACCACCACCCCCCACCUGAGUUCUUCGCGCCACACACCCUCAGGGGAAAGAAGAACGAAAGGAAACAGACGUUUUCUUCUCUCUUUGUAUUUGACAGUUUCACCUGAAAGGUGUCUCUAGAUGAUUUGUAGUGAAAAUGUUAAUAACUCAUUUUGCUUUGUUUUUAUUUAAAAAACUUAUGAUACCAAUAACUUGGUCCACUAAAUCUGGAUUUUAUUUAUUUAUUU